Molecule: messenger RNA, 316 nt
Organism: Psylliodes chrysocephalus
Lineage: Eukaryota; Metazoa; Arthropoda; Insecta; Coleoptera; Chrysomelidae
Source: the annotation of a GenBank genome assembly
CAAUGAAAAACCAUUUAAGUGUAAUAUUUGCGCCAACACAUUUAGUCAAAAAGUUCAUUUGAAUGCACAUUUAUUAACUCAUUCUAAUCAAAAACCAUUCCAGUGUGAUAUCUGCCUAAAAACAUUUAAUCGUAACUGUCUCUUACAGAGACAUUUAUUUAUUCACACUAAUAAAAAACUAUUCGAGUGUGAUAUUUGCCUCAAAAAAUUUAAUCAGAAAUAUUAUUUAAAUAAACAUUCCAAAUAUCACACUAAUGACAAACCGUUAGAGUGUGAUAUUUGUUUAAAAACCUUUCACCUUAAAUUUGACUUUCAG